AUGGCUACCAACGGUAUCAACUCGCACCAAAACGGCCAUGUGCCUGCCAAGGGUGCUUCCAUCCUCGAGCUGGCCGAGAAUAUCCUUGAGCAAACAAAAGGCAUCACGAAAUAUCUUCAAGCCAAUAAUCUCGCCGCUCCGACAUUCUCGGUGAACUCUAGUGAUCCUCCAGCGACCGAGCAGUACCAGGCCCUACAGAGCAGUUUGCGAGAAUCCUUGGAGGACCUGCAGAGAUUGAUUGACGGUCCCCGAAGGUUCCUGCGUUCUUUCGCCGCUUAUACCUACGACUUGGCAUCAAUGCAAAUCGCUCUAGACUUUGAAUUCUUUACUUUGGUGCCGGCCGAGGGCGAGAUCUCGUUGAAGAGUCUUGCGGAAAAGGCUGGUUUGGAUCUCGACCGCGUCAGCCGCACGAUCCGCAUGCUCAUCACUUUACGAUUCUUCCAAGAGGACACUCCCGGCUUUAUUUCGCAUAGCUCCAGCUCCAUUGUCCUCCACAAAGAUGAGGAGUUGCGAGCUACAGUGCACUACACGCUUGACGAAUUGCUCAAGGCGGCCGCCUACUCGGCUGCCAGCUUGAAGGCAGACCCAUUCGAGGCGGAUAGCAACCAUUGUCCAUUCAAAUAUCAGCAUGGCCUUCCCAUUUUUGAAUGGUAUGCUGCAAAUCCGUCUAACGCGGGUCGUUUUGCAAGGGCAAUGGCAGGGGCAACUAGAAUGGAUCGGCACAUCAACGAGCUAAGAGACUGUUUCGACUGGGGUAGUUUGAAGGGCACAGUGGUCGACUGCGGUGGUGGCAGUGGACAUAUCUCCAUGACUUUGGCUCGGCUUUUCCCUGAGCUCACGUUCGUAGUGCAGGACGGGUCGACGAACAUGUUGGAUGAGGGCCAGAAGCUGCUCACCGACGAUAUUCGUGACCGUGUCUCAUUCGCGCAGCACAGCUUCUUCGACCCACAGCCGUACCGAGACGCAGCGGCGUUCCUCAUUCGCCAAUGCACGCACAACUGGUGUGACCGAGACGUUAUCACCAUGUUCAAGGGCAUGGUGCCAGGCCUCGAGGGCUCCAGUCCCGACACGCCGCUACUGGUCAACGACAUCAUCAUGCCGGAGCCGGGGCAGUGGCCGCGAUACGCAGAGCGCGAGGUGCGACAGAUUGAUCUCGUUAUGCUGGUAGGAUUCGGCGCAAAACAGCGAACCAAGGCAGAGUUCGAGACCCUGUUGAAGGAAGCAGAUGCCAGGUAUGAGAUUCGCAAGUUGCACUCGACGGGGCCGCUCGGUCUCCUCGAGAUUUACCUCAAGCGAUAG
Messenger RNA from Pestalotiopsis fici W106-1, 1299 nucleotides. RefSeq lists its product as uncharacterized. The transcript has 4 exons. Gene Ontology annotation, molecular function: O-methyltransferase activity. NCBI's taxonomy places the organism in Eukaryota, Fungi, Ascomycota, Sordariomycetes, Amphisphaeriales, Sporocadaceae. The record is from RefSeq and is a predicted model, not a curated record. Bases 1 to 1299 code for a protein of 432 amino acids.